AUGCCAAUACAGGCGCCCCAAUGGACAGAGUUUCUCAGCUGUCCCGUUUGCUGCAACGAGUUUGCGGCGAACUCGCGCCCACCGAUCAGUCUAGGGUGCGGACACACCAUCUGUCGCACCUGUCUGGCCACGCUCCACCACAGACAGUGCCCCUUCGAUCAGACUGUUAUAUCGACUGAUUUAGACUAUCUACCGAUCAACAAUGCACUGCUGCAGCUAGUCAGCACUCCGGUGGUCCCGCCGUCCUCGUCGUCCACGUAUGGCAGCAAAGGAAACGGAGGGGGUGGUGCUGCGCUUGGUGCUGCUGCUGCGCUCGCCAAUGGUGGCACCUCAUCGCCGGGGGCGAGCUCUCAGGGAGCGGUCUGUGGGAGCCGAAACAAUAGCACCACCAGCAGCAGUAAUGGCAGCAGCACCAGUAGCGCUAGUAGCAGCAGCAGCACCAGCAGUAGUAGCAGCAACAGCAGCUCCGAUGGUAGUGCGAGCAGCAACUGUAGUACCGCUUCCCCGGGGGGCAGCCUCAAGAGUGGCCCGGCGGCGGACCCGGAUCUGAGCUCCACCAGUGUCCAGAGCUUGAACGCGGACGAUCUGCAAUGCUACAAGACUGCCAAGUCCUGCAUCGAGCAGCUGGCACUCUACCUGAAACCAUGCCCGGCGACGUCGCUGGCCACGAGUGGCGGCGGCGGUGGCGGUAGCUCGACAGCGGGACUGAGUGGCGGAAGCAAUGGUGGCGGCGGCGGCGGUGCUAGUUUGCUGUCCCGCCAGAUGCAGCGGAAGCUGGUGAUCCUGGUGAACUGCCAGCUGAUCGAGGACGAGGGCCGGGCACGGUCGCUGCGUGCCGCGCGCUCGCUUGGCGAGCGCACGGUCAUGGAGCUGAUCCUGCACCACCAGAACCCGCAGCAGCUCAGCACGAACCUGUGGGCGGCGGUGCGGGCCCGCGGCUGCCAGUUUCUCGGCCCGGCCAUGCAGGAAGAGGUGCUGAAGCUGGUGCUGCUGGCGCUCGAGGACGGGUCGGCCCUCUCGCGGAAGGUGCUCGUGAUGUUCGUGGUGCAGCGCCUGGAGCCGCACUUUUCGCAGGCCUCCAAGACGAGCAUCGGGCACGUGGUGCAGCUGCUGUACCGUGCCAGUUGCUUCAAGGUGUCCAAGCGGGAGGGCGACUCAUCGCUGAUGCAGCUGAAGGAGGAGUUCCGCACGUACGACGCCCUGCGGCGCGAGCACGAUGCGCAGAUCGUGCAGAUCGCGACGGAGGCGGGCCUCCGGAUCGCGCCCGAUCAGUGGUCCUCGCUGCUUUACGGGGACACCGCGCACAAGUCGCACAUGCAGAGCAUCAACGAUAAGCUGCAGACACCGCAGUCGUUCGUACAGUCCGUGCAGGAGCUCAUCAUCGCGCUCCAGCGCACGGGCGAUCCGGCCAACCUGUCGCCGCUCCGGGGCAACCUGAAGCACCUGGCCGGGAUCGACUGGAACGCGGAGAACCACAUCCCGAGCUGGUCGGAGUGCUCCGCCGCGCUGCAGGCCGUCAAGCGGGUCGUGGCCGGACUGGUGGAGUUUGUGCAGCACCACGGCAACCGGAAGCUACAGGAAGCGGGCCACCUGGCGCACAACCGAAACUACAAGAUUAGCCUGUGCCGCGACCUGAACCACCGCGGCACGUGCCCCCGCGGACCGAACUGUACCUUUGCCCACUCGGAAGAGGAGCUGGAGAAGUACCGGACGAAGUUGCGCAAGAACCAUGGCGCCGCGCUGCGCCCUCCGUUGGCGAACGGAAAAGAGGCCGGUGGUACGGCGACGGCGGUUAACCGACCGCGAUCGGACCGCCUGAUGGACUACGGUGGCGAUGGUGGUGGUGGAGCGAUGCAUCAGAGUUCGUCCUCCUCGCACGGGUACCAUUCGUCGGGUGAGGAAGCGUCUCCGGUUCGCUAUCAAAAACCACCGAUGGGUCACCACCACCGGAUGGUGGACAAGACCCCGCUCGGGAGUGGGGCCAGUGGUGGCAGUAACGGCCCGGGACACCAUAUGGGUGGAGGAGGAGGUGGUGUGUCCAUUCACGCGCUCGGCGGCGGUUCGGCGAAUCAAUCCGGAUCGACGAUGAACGGCGGUCGAACCGGGUACGGUCAUCAGCAGCAGCAGCAGCAACAUGGAGGAACGUCGGGAGGAGGCAGCGGAAUGAACUAUCACCUCGCUCGUCCACCUCACCAUGGCCCUCCGGGACAGUCUCAGGGCGUUGGGCACCAUCACAACGCCGCUUCGAUGCGUUACCGUCCGCCCCAUCACAUGGUGUCGGGCGGAGGGCCCGCCACUGGAGGUGGUAGCGGAGGCAGCAGUGGCUACCUGGGAGGCCCCCCUCACCCGGGCAUGCUUCCCCAUCACUACGGAGCCAAUAGUAACCAUCACCACCACCAUCAUCUCCCGGCGGGCGCUUCCGGUGGUUCCGGUUAUCCGCCAACAGCACCGCAACAACCACCACCGAGCGGCGCACCGGGGCAGCACUCCGGUCUGGAGCAACAUCAUGGCCCCCCGCUACCGCCGCCACCUCCACCAGCUACCUCUUUGCACCAUGCACCGUUCCACGGUGGCCAAAGCAUGGCGCAACAUGGCGGAACGGACUUCCACGGACCGUCGCCAACGCCGCAGGGAAGCUAUCCUCUGAUGGCGCCACCGUUCGGCAAGAGUGGCCAACCGGGAGGCGGUGGCGCGCCCAUCGCCAACACGCCAGCGACUGCCAGCUCGGUGUCUCCCCACGGAGUUCCCACGGGGAUGGUUUCCAAGUACGGUGCCAGCGGUGCGGGUUCUGGACCUAUGAUGCAUCAUCAUAGUCAACACUAUCACCCGCACCCUCACAAGCUACCUCCGCAGCAUCCAGCGCGCACCGAUUAUAAAGACAAGCAUCACAACGGUGCCGUUGGUCGCAUGGUGGGGCCACCAGCCAGCCAUGCGGCAGCGGCGGCGGGACCCAUGUCGGCGUAUACUGCGGGUGCGGGUCGUAAUGGUGUGACGGGAGCACCACCACCAGCUCAUGCGCACUAUCCCGGCGAUCCAACGGUCUCGAAUGGAGCCGGUCCGGGGUCACGCAACAACGGUGCUGCAGGCGGUAUCUUCCACCCGAUGCCUCUGCAGUAUCAACGGGGCGGUGGCGGCGCACCACCACCACCGGACGCGGGGUACGCUUUCCCGAAGAUGCUGUUCGAUGGAGCGCCGGCGGGCAAGAAGCCUUCCUUCACGCAGCAACUUCUCAAUCAGCACUUCAGCGAUCUCGGUCUGGCACCGAACGCACCCGGCAGCGGUGGCACCAUUCCGGUUAAACCGGACACGUUCAUUCGCUCCGACUCGCUGCUGGCGGACGAUGAUGCGCUGCUGGUGGCGGAGCAGGACUUUGGCUCUGCCGCCCAGUACGGCCCGAUCUCGCGCAUGAAUCCGAUCGGUACGGAGCGUAUCGAUCUAGGACUGACGCCUCGGCCGCCUGGAACACCGAGAAGCACCACCGCCGGCAUCGGGGGGCGCGACUGGUGGGCUAGUUCCGUUUCGAUCGGUGAACAUUCGCCAACCAACAGCAGUUCGGCAGCUUCGUCGCCAUUCUAUCACGGCACGGGAAGUACCGGCACCACCACCGGUGGCAACGUGGCCACAGCGCAACACCACAAGCAUCCAUCGACGUCGUCGGGACUCCCGCCGCCACUGGAACCGAACAACAACACGCUCGACUACGAUCUGCGUGCGGUGGAGAAGAAGGGGGUGCUCGAUUACGAUGAUCAUCCGACGGGUGCGGGAUCGGCUGAUUGCUGUGGCGGUGAUCCUUCGGGCGGUGUCGAUACACUGCAGCCGCCGGCCGGCCCAAUGGUUGCUCCGGGUGAGCAAACUGGCUUCCUGCUGCAAUCGCUCGUCGGCAGCUCGCCUGCCAUGAGACCGUACACAACGCAUCCGUACGCGUCCCCGGACGGCGGUGAGUCGAUCAAGCCGGACCAUUGCUCGUCGCCAGUACUUGCCGCUGCCGAUCGUACCAACAUCGACGAGCAUCGUAAGAUUGGCGACAUGAAGCUGGCGUCAGGAAUGCAGUCACCAGCACCGGGAAUGAUGCUGUCAACUUCGUCGAUUGUCGCCGGGGAGGUAUCAUCGGGCGCACCGACACCGGGCAGCAUGUGGAACAAUCUGCUCGAUCUAUCCAGUCUCAAACCAUCGACCGGUGGAGAUCAAAUGGAGCUGGUGGAAGGCAGUAACGCUGGGUGCAACAACGGUAGCGGCACACCCUUUAAGCUUCAGACGAUGAUGGACACUUUCAUGGGCAGCAGCAGCAGCAAGGCAAUGUACGGCAAUCCGUCGUCUGCCGCUGGUGGUAUGCUAAGAGGGCCAGGAGAAGUAGCAAGCGAUCAUCAGCAGCAGCUGCCCCAUAGCUACGCCGCGCUCGGCAUUGGUCUGCAGCAACAGCAGCAUCACGAUGGUGGGGGUCGGUGCAAUGGUAACGGUGAAAUGGGACGACUUCAUGAGAUGCUGAAUGUAACGACCACUGCCAGCAGCCAACCGACGUCCCCAGGCAACGAGGAGCAACGCAAAGCCAACGCAUACAAGGAUCUGACUGAUCUUCGUGGCCAGCCACGCACUAACCCGACGACCGUCAUGCUAGCGUCGGUGACAUCGGCCUCAUCGUCCUCGCCUUCAGCAGCCUCCUCCUGUACGACGGCACCGGCCAGUGGUGGCAGCCUCAACCUGCACAUCGAUCCAACAACGGUCGCUGCCGCCUCAAUGUGGAACAACCUGCUGGAUUUGUCCAGCCUGAAACCGGCGGGACUGACGGGAGGUGGUUCAUCGCCAGCGCUCGGUGCGGUAGUAGACACCGUCGGUGGUGGUUCGGCGGGAGCCUGCGAUAAUGGCGGUGGUGGCACGCACAUCGGUGUUAGCAGUAACAACAGCACGGGCAACGGUAGCUGUGAAGAUUCGUACGAAGCGGGUAUUGCGGAUGAUAUGCGCGAGUUGGAGCUAAGACUCGAGACAGAGCUGCAGCUCGACGAGAACGGUAUAUAA
This is a messenger RNA of Anopheles cruzii, 5013 nucleotides long. RefSeq names its product hornerin-like. Lineage: Eukaryota; Metazoa; Arthropoda; Insecta; Diptera; Culicidae. Gene Ontology annotation, molecular function: metal ion binding. The record is from RefSeq and is a predicted model, not a curated record. Bases 1 to 5013 code for a protein of 1670 amino acids. The transcript is spliced from 6 exons.